This is a messenger RNA of Schistosoma mattheei, 1399 nucleotides long. Lineage: Eukaryota; Metazoa; Platyhelminthes; Trematoda; Strigeidida; Schistosomatidae. The record is from the annotation of a GenBank genome assembly.
CGACCUUGAGACCACUUGGCAUAUGUAGGUUUUACCGCAUACUUACUUUUCAUGCAAGUAUGUUGGUACGAGGUUUAUCUGUCGUUAGCACUCCGAAAACUGCAUCGAAAAGUGAUGAUUAUCUAAUGGGCUUCAUUUUGAUGAUUGGAUAAAUAUUAUUGAGUUCAUCGGUGAGACUAUAAUUUAUGGACGAGGCAACUAGAUAUAAGACAACAAGAAUACUUUGGAUUUUAAUGGCUUAAUUUAUGAAUCAUCCUAUGAAAUACUAGUCGCUAACUAACUGUUGUAAGGGUAGCCUGUGUCACUGCAUGUUCCGCAUUUUCACAUGCUGCGCAGAACUGCUUCCAAAAUUUCAGUAGGAAAAUUUUUAGAAUGAUGGAGAAAUUCGAAAGCUGCCUAACCCACUCGCUGAAAUGAAGCACUAGAAUACUAAUUCUGUCAGCGAAAACUCACGCUAGCUUUUCUUUGUUGGUAAAUUAGUAGGUUCUUAAUAAGACAGUCUCCUUGAAAGUGCUCAUAUAAAGUUUGUCAGAUUUGUAUGUCAUGUCAUCAUGCAUCGAAAUGGGAAUGAAUUGCUUAUAAACUUCAAGUUAUUACUAAUUGGAGAUAGUGGAGUUGGGAAAUCAAGCUUGUUAAUGCGUUAUACUAAUGAUUGUUUUGAAAGUCAGCUAUCUGCAACUAUCGGCGUUGAUUUCAAAGUCAAACUUGUUACGGUCCCUGAUGGAACAAAGAUUAAGCUCUCGAUAUGGGAUACUGCUGGUCAGGAGCGGUUUCGUACUUUGACACCCAACGUGUAUCGUGGUUCACACGCUGCUGUUUUUGUGUUUGAUGUGUCGAAUCGUGAGAGCUUUGAUCAUCUGACCAGUUGGAUGGAAGAGUUAAAAACUUAUUCAGACAAUCCAAACAUGAUUAAACUUCUUGUUGGGAAUAAAAUUGAUAAUAUUUCCCGAGAGAUUUCUCGUGAAGAGGGUCUUCGUUUUGCCCGUUUAUACAGUAUGCCGUACGCUGAAACAAGUGCGAAAACCAGUGAAGGUGUUAAUCAGCUAUUUUCUGAUGUUGUUACUAGAAUUUAUAAUCAUUCUGAAUUGUGGAAUCAAGGAAAAAAGCGUGCAAUUAAUAAUUCUUCAAGUCGUGCUCACUUAACUGAACUUGAAGAUAAACAGACCCGUAGUGGCUGUUGUUCAUAAUAUUCGUAGAUGUUUUGGUAUACAUUCCUUACACUUUGCGAAUUCAUGACUUCACUUCAUUAUUGAAAUCUCUUAUUUUAUCCAACUAAAUACUAUAUAUGGUAUGCUAUAACGGUUUACUGUUAUUUUUUAAUAUUUUCUGAUAACAGUUUAUUACAGACUCAUUCUUUAAGUUUAUAGUGUAAUUCAGUGUAAGGCUGUGAUGUUAUUUG